AAAGGGAAAGAUGAUAUGACCAAUUUCAGUGUAAGGGAGAAAAAAGUUCCCGCCGCGUGCAGAAGUCUAAGAAUUGUACACAUGCAAACCAUCACUCUUUUCGCCCCAAUCUGUCAUUAAAAAGUCCACAGAAAUUCACUCCAAAAAAGUUUUAAAAAAUUCUGUUAAAGCCAGUCGAUUUCUCCAUCAGGAAGAAGAUGAAGAGCAAAGGUAGAUUAGUGGGACAAAGAUGGUGGAGCAUAGGGAGCUUACCUUCAGUAUUUCUGCUAUGUCUUUUCUUCUUCCUCGCCGGUUUAUUGGGUUCUACUCUCAUUUCUCACCAGGAUGUACAACUACUUACUGUACGACCCAGACCGAGGGUGCUUGAAUCUGUGGAAGAAUUUGAUGCUUUGCCCAAUGGUGAAACUGGAGAACAUUCCCUCACUUCCAUCCCCUUUCAGGUCUUAAGCUGGUUCCCACGUGCAUUAUACUUUUCCAAUUUCGCAACUGUAGAACAAUGCCAGGGAAUUAUUAAGAUGGCAAAGGCAGAGCUGAAACCAUCAUCUUUGGCUCUCCGCAAAGGAGAAACAGCAGAGAAUACCAAAGGAAUUAGAACAAGUUCUGGUAUGUUUAUCAGUGCAUCUGAAGACGAAACUGGAAUUUUGGACCGCAUUGAGGAGAAAAUCGCAAAGGCAACUAUGAUCCCGAGGACACAUGGAGAGGCAUUUAAUGUUUUGCGGUACGAAAUCGGCCAGAGUUAUCAUUCACAUUAUGAUGCGUUCGAUCCUUCUCAAUAUGGUCCUCAGAAGAGCCAAAGGGUUGCAUCCUUUUUAUUGUAUUUAUCUGAUGUGGAGGAAGGCGGAGAAACCAUGUUCCCAUUCGAGAGUGGGCAGAAUAUGGAUGCUAAUUAUGACUUCCGCAAGUGUAUUGGUCUGAAAGUGAAGCCGCGUAGAGGGGAUGGACUGCUGUUUUACUCACUGUUUCCAAAUGGUACAAUUGAUCCGACAUCUAUUCACGGGAGCUGUGCAGUAAUCAGAGGUGAAAAAUGGGUUGCCACAAAAUGGAUCAGGGAUCAAGAAAUGGAUGAAUAAACGAGUACGUGUCUCGAAGGGGGUGUUAAUAUAAUUUUUUGGUAAUUUAAUGUUGCCACUCACUAGGAGUUUGAAACGAGUUUUACGGUAAAUAUAUCUACAAUGUUCAUAUAGAUAUGUAUCAGUCAAGGGCCUCCAAAGUAUCAAACCCCAAA
Solanum dulcamara is the source of this 1225-nucleotide messenger RNA. Its product is annotated as probable prolyl 4-hydroxylase 9. Bases 198 to 1070 code for a protein of 290 amino acids. The transcript has 8 exons. Gene Ontology annotation, cellular component: endoplasmic reticulum. The record is from RefSeq and is a predicted model, not a curated record. Gene Ontology annotation, molecular function: procollagen-proline 4-dioxygenase activity; L-ascorbic acid binding; iron ion binding. Gene Ontology annotation, biological process: peptidyl-proline hydroxylation to 4-hydroxy-L-proline. Lineage: Eukaryota; Viridiplantae; Streptophyta; Magnoliopsida; Solanales; Solanaceae.